This is a messenger RNA of Cicer arietinum (chickpea), 2195 nucleotides long. The record is from RefSeq and is a predicted model, not a curated record. NCBI's taxonomy places the organism in Eukaryota, Viridiplantae, Streptophyta, Magnoliopsida, Fabales, Fabaceae.
UAUAGUUACAUACAUACGACUAUACAUUUUUCCGUUUAAUCAAAGCAUUAAUUCACAAGCACCGUAUAUAUAUAUAUUAUACACAUAUAACAAUACUAUUAUAACUUAAUGUUGACGACGGUAGAGCAAACUUGGUUAGCGGUGAAACCCAUAUUUGCUAAGCUAUGCAUAGCUCCACGCAAGAACAAGGUCAACAACGUUUCAUCCGAAACAAACAUAUUGAAAGAAACAUCUCAUGAUUUUUGCAAUUAUUUAGAGUCCUUUGAGUUGUUAGUGGAUUUAGGACUUCCAUGUCACGAAUUUGUAGAAGAAAAAUUGUGUUGGCUAAGGUCACAAAUCAUAGGUAACGAUGUAGAAUUCAACUCUCCUUUUGGUAGACGAAAACUUGUCUAUGCUGACUACACGGCUUCCGGUCGCAGCCUUCAUUACAUCGAAAACUUUAUCACCAAUCAUCUGCUUCCUUUCUACGGUAAUACUCAUACUUGUGACAGUUAUGUGGGAGGCAGAACAACAAAAAUGUUACAUGAAGCAAGUGAGUAUAUUAAGAAAUGCUUAGGUGGUGGUGAAGACGAUGCAAUUAUCUUUUGUGGCUCAGGCACAACGGCAGCCAUCAAGAGGCUUCAAGAAGUAAUAGGAAUUGCAGUGCCUUCUAUUUUAAGGGAGAAAAGAUGGGUUGUUUUUGUAGGACCACAUGAGCACCAUUCCAAUCUUCUUUCUUGGAGGCAGAGUUUGGCUGAGGUAGUAGAGAUUGGCUUAGAUGAUAAAGGGUUGCUUGAUAUGGAAGCUCUAAAGCUACAACUUGAGUUUUAUAAAGAUACCAAUCGACCAAUGUUGGGAUCUUUCUCAGCUUGUAGUAAUGUCACUGGUAUCUAUUCAGAUACAAGAGCAAUUGCUAGACUUCUUCACCAAUAUAAAGGUUUUGCAUGCUUUGAUUUCGCAGCAAGUGGUCCGCACGUGGAGAUUGAUAUGAAAUCAAGGGAGAUCGAUGAAUAUGAUGCUGUAUUUAUAAGUCCACAUAAAUUUCUUGGUGGUCCUGACUCUCCGGGAGUACUUUUGAUGAAUAAAAUCUUAUAUCGGUUGAAAUCUUCUCCUCCAUCUACUUGUGGAGGUGGGACUGUCACUUAUGUCAACGAUUUUAAUGAAAAGGAUACAAUAUACUUGGAGGACAUAGAGGAAAGGGAAAAGGGGGGUACACCUCCAAUAAUUCAAAUAGUAAGAACAGCAUUAGCAUUUUGGGUGAAAGAGUACAUCAAUUAUGAAGAAAUUGAAAAACGGGAAAAUUUCUACAUCAACAAGGCACUAAAGAGGUUCAUACCCAACCCAAACAUCGAGAUUCUAGGGAACUUGGGGACAAAAAGACAAGCUAUAUUGUCAUUUGUCAUUUAUUCUAUCACUAAUAUUAGGAGUGAACUUAAUAAUAGGGACAAAAGAGGUAAGAUACUUAAUGGCUCUUUUGUUGCAACAUUGCUAAAUGAUCUAUUUGGCAUCCAAGCUCGUGGUGGGUGUGCAUGUGCUGGACCUUAUGGCCACUAUUUGCUCAACAUCAAUAAAGCUCAAUCGCUUGCCGUUAGAGCAGCAAUCCAAGAGGGUUAUGUUGGUGUAAAACCCGGAUGGACCCGAGUUAGUUUUCCUUAUUACAUGGACGAAGAGGAAUUUGAGUUCAUUUUAACUGCCAUAGAGUUUAUAGCUAUCUAUGGUCAAAGAUUUCUUCCCCUCUACAACUUCGAUUUAGAAAAUGGCAGCUGGAGAAUAAAGAAACAUAAACUUGAGACACUAACCAAAGAACAUAGAUGUUUGAACAUUGAUAAUUUCAAAGAAGGUAGUGACUAUAUUGCUGGAAUUAAACAAGUUGGGAUGUUGAGAAAUAAAUCAUUAUUGACAGCUAAAUGUAUCGCUAGUCGUCUCUCCAAAUUUCCUUCUCAAAGCAUACUUGAUCAACACGUGGAUCCUCGUAUCCUCCAUUUUUUAGUUUAGGUAUAGUGAUUAUAAUACUAAUUAUAAUACCAAUUAUUUAUAAAAUAAAAUAGAAUGCUUAUUAUGGGGAAACAUAUAAGCUAAUAAUGUACAUCUUGUAUGUCGAACACGUUUUUACUAGCAACAUUGCUGCUAAAUUAAAUAGUUGUCAAUACCACUUAUUAUUUAAAUAAUUUAUUUAAACCAUCAAUAAAAUAAGAUGUAAUAGUGGGAUACAGUUA